AUGCAGUGGAAUUGCAAUCAAACCACCAACCCGCAGCAUACGUACUAUCGGACUAUCCUUGGGGCUCCCACACGCACGGGAUUUCAGAAGCGGGAUACUAAAGCCUACGAAUUUGCGAUCGCGGUCCCUAUAUGCCUCCUUGUCGACCCCAAGAGGCUUCAGAAAAUAUUUGAAGGAUCGCGCGGACCGACACCGGAUCCACCGAUCGUCGGCGCGUCCGACUUUGAGCUCGUGAUCUCGUGGCCCGGGCUUUUUGGCGGCAAGCCGAAGGCGUACAGCGUACGCGUCGCCACCACAGGUUUCGGUCGGACCCCCUGUCGGAGAGACCUUCUGGAGCAGGUUGCGCGAGGAUACGAGCGAUUCUUCGCGGACGCAGAGAAAGCGGCCGCGGUCUCGCCAGAGGCGUCCAAAGCGCUCUUGCAGAACCGCGAGAUAUUUCCAAAGGCGCCCGGAAGCCCGCUCCCCGUUGGGCUGGCCCUGCGCUCUGUAACAGUUGACCUCGUGGUUAAGGCAGAUGUGGAGGUGCUUCAGCUCGGCCCCCCGCAGCAUCCCUGGUUUGGUCACUACGAGACCACGUUCGCGUUUGGAGCCCCCGCGCCGGAGAGGCCGGACCUGCUGCGAGACUGGGAGUUUAUAACCUUGGGAGCUGUCCACGUUUGCUUGAGAGGACGCUCUGCAGAGGAAGACGCGUGUGAUACGAACGCGCGCCCCCUCCGCACAAUACCAAGCACGUCAAGCCCCGACCACUCCGCCACCCUCGCCGCGUCCGCCGCGCGCGGCGUUCCGUUCGACGUCCUUCCGAACGGCAAACACGAACUCCACACCCUCAUCACGAGCACGCUCCCGCCCGCCCCUGCGGCGGCGGCGACCAGCGUCUCGACCGCGCCCGAUACGCGAGGCACGCCGACGCCGGUGUGGGAGAUCUUUGGGGAGCAGGAGGACCAGGAGCAGGAAGAUGGGGAGUACUGGCUCGACGACGAGGAGUGGGAGUGCUACGACGAGUACUACGAGGAGGAGGGGGGAUUGAGAUCGUGGGCGAGGAGCACGGGCAGGAAGACGGAGAAGGAGAGUCAACACGGACUACGCUGGACACUAUUCUGGAUGGGGUAUCGAGACUCGGUUUGUAACAUGGAGAAACUGUAA
Molecule: messenger RNA, 1143 nt
Organism: Epithele typhae
Lineage: Eukaryota; Fungi; Basidiomycota; Agaricomycetes; Polyporales; Epitheliaceae
Exons: 6
Coding region: 1-1143 (380 amino acids)
Source: RefSeq, a predicted model, not a curated record